Molecule: messenger RNA, 856 nt
Organism: Paramecium tetraurelia
Lineage: Eukaryota; Ciliophora; Oligohymenophorea; Peniculida; Parameciidae
Exons: 3
Molecular function (GO): metal ion binding
Source: RefSeq, a predicted model, not a curated record
AUGAAGGCUUAUCUGAGAUAUGAAGGAAUUUCUAAAUUAUAAUAUCCUUAGUCUCCGCUCUAAGUGGAAUCAAAACAAUUAUUCACUCUGAUGCCUCGUCGUAAGACUGCUCAAGCGACUUUCGGUAAAAGUUUGCAUAACAACAAAUCUCCCACGAAUUUCGACCGAUAAUUCGUUUUAGAGGAGUUGAGACUCACCAAUGCAUCUCUCCAAGAAGUAAAUAAGGAAUUGCAACAAUUGAAUGAAUCCUUACAAGAGUAGGUUCAAAAACUGCAGGAAUCAAACAAGGCCUUACAAUUGUAGAUCAACUAAAUGACCAAUUAAAUUGAUGAUCUAAAAAUAAACAACCGACAUUUGAGAUCUCAAGAUAGUAGCUUGCAUUUACAUUCCAAAACUUUUGAUUAGAGAUUACAAGAUCAAAAUAACCAUAUCGGCUAUCUGCAGUUGCAAUUGAAAAAGCUAAAUGAUUAAUUAGAGCAGAAAAGAACCCUAGAAUCCAAGCCAAUGAAAAUGCAAUAAUAAGCACUUCGAGAAUUUGAUAGCAUAUGUUUAGAGAUGAAGAAUUACAUUGUUUGUAAGUUGUGUCAUUAAGAACUUAAAGAACCAGUCACUGUUAUUCCAUGUGCACAUUCCUAUUGUCGUUCAUGCCAGAAGGGUUACAUGGGACGAUGUUUCAUUUGUGGACCUGAAGAAGAAAUUGAAGCCACAUAUGCCAACCUGUUGCUGAUUCCUAUGAUCGAACUAUUCAAAAAGAUAUGUGAAAUAAGGGAAUUAUUGAAAUGAUUUUGAUAUAUUUAUUAUUAGACAUCAAUAUAUCUGGGGGCAUGGAAUGUUCCCACUCUUGCCUUAAUCCAAA